This is a messenger RNA of Bradysia coprophila, 5382 nucleotides long. Its product is annotated as cadherin-AgCad1-like. The record is from RefSeq and is a predicted model, not a curated record. Gene Ontology annotation, cellular component: plasma membrane. Lineage: Eukaryota; Metazoa; Arthropoda; Insecta; Diptera; Sciaridae. Gene Ontology annotation, molecular function: calcium ion binding. Gene Ontology annotation, biological process: homophilic cell-cell adhesion.
AUUGCUUUUUCAGUCAAUUAAAACGCGUCACAUCGAUAAUACGAAGAAAAUAAAAAUAAUUUUUGUAAAACAAUCGCGUUGUAUACAGGGAAUAGUGCGACUCAAUUAAUAAGUUUUCAUGGUUCGUUUACAGUUGUUGGGAGCCAAAAUUCUCGAUUAAGAUACUAAUGAGGACCAUUUAUAUGCAACAAUUGUCGGUGAAACUCUUUCGUGCAACAAUAAUUAUCCGAUAAUAUUCCAUACAAAAUAAAUUAUUUAAAACUAAAAUUGAAAUUUAUGAUGACGCAAUCGCGGGUAGUAAUUAUUUUAACAGUAUUCUCAUCAGUAUUCUCAACAGUAUUCGGUCAAGCAUGGGUGAGUCCAUAUUUUCUGGAUCCAAACACCACAGGAAUAAUGUUUGACCAAUUCGUCAAUUCGCAAAGAAUUCGAAUGUUGGAGGAAUUGCCAAGGCCAAUAAAACUGGCCAUCAUCAACUAUGCCGGCACUGGGACACCAUACAUUGGCGAUUUUAUAGAUUUUACCGGCGGAGCAGCUAGCAUACAGAUGACUGUAACGAGAGAUAAUGGAGAAUGGGCAAUAUUCAUUGAAAACCGACAAGAUUACGAGAAUCCAAACCAACAAAGUUAUGAGUUCGUGGUGGGCAUCCGCGACGAUAUCACUGCGCCAACGGAUAUACGAAUUUUGAUCCGAGUAAUGAAUAUAUUCGAUAACGAUCCAACGAUCAUAUACGAUGGGCCAUGUAAAGCGAAGGAAUUACAUGCAAAUUAUGACACAAAUUGUAAAUUUCAAGUGUACGAUGCUGACGGUUUGUUAGACAAUGACAUUCGAAUCGAAAUCGAAGGAGACUACAAUGAGACUGAACACUUUGAAUUCAGAGAUCCAGUGGAUGUGGAUAGCUACACCAGGGAAUACACCCUAUUCGUUACCAACGAGGUCCGAUAUGUUGACAGAGUGCUGUACAAUUUCAAAACUCAUGUCUAUGACAUUGCCGACAACAAGGGAUCGGUAACAACAAUAGUAGAAAUUGAGGACAUACCCAGCGAAGAUCCAAUAUGGGUGACACCAUUUGCGACGCUUCGUUUCGACGAAAAGACGACGCAGUCGAAAUCAGUGAAAGCAAUCGAUGGUGACACCGGCCUAAAUGAGCCGAUACAUUACAGGCUAGCCUUCCACAGUGGUGACUACAGUGAAUACGUAUCCGUUGAAGAAACUACCGGUCUUAUACACAUCUCGGAAAUAGACCGAGAUGCUUUGAAACAGGAAGUAUUUCCAUUUCAUGUGAUUGCAUACAAGUGGAACAAUGAAAGCUGGGCUAUAACCGGAGAAGCUGUGCUAAUUGUGGACGAUGUUAAUGACAAUUAUCCAGAAAUUGAAAUCGUUCCCGAUUUAAUUGAAUUCGACGAAAACAGAUAUCUGACUCUUGCACUGGAAAGGUUCAUUAUUAAUGACAUUGAUUUGGGAAUCCACGCUACAUACGAUGUCAGCCUACUUAGUAGUAGUGGCUCGCUGAUCAAUUACGCCGAACCAUUCAGUGUGAUUCCGACAAGAGGUUACCAGGAAUCCGCUUUUACGAUUUCGGUCAUAAACACGGCCAAGCUCGACUUUGAGGAUGAAGAGUGGCAGACCUUCGUGAUCAUUAUCAAAUCACAGGAGGAAGAGUUCACCGAACACAAUCGAACAUUUGAACUGAACGUAAAACUGAAGAACUGGAACGAUGAGUUCCCCAUCUUCAAUAACACCGAGUACAUGAUCGACGUGUUGGAAACAGUUGAAGCAAAUGAAAUAUUAACAUCGAUAGCGGCCACCGAUCGUGACAUUGGCGAUGAAGUGAUUCACAGAAUAGUGGGAAUGACCGAAUUACUCAUCUCACGUGAGGGUACAAUUUCAACGUUGCGGAAUGAUACAUUUGAUUACGAGACACAAACUCAGGUGUUGGUACAAAUCCAAGCAACUGAUACACUCGAAACAUAUCCCGGAGAGAAAUUGAACAGUGCAUAUGCUCAGCUUAUAAUAAAUGUAAUCGAUGUAAAUGACGAGACUCCUCAAAUACGAAUGCCUCGACAGUCUCCGUCAAUCGAAGAAAAUUCAAUCGGAGGUGUUAUUGUCACUGAUGGCAUUAUAGCUACCGAUCCGGACACAACAGCGGAUCUAGAGUUUUCGAUCAAUUGGGAAUUGUCUUAUGCCACGAAGUCCGGUCAGGAGGCUAAUCAGACGCUCUAUGAAAACUGCUUCAUAAUCGAAGCUGAUAAGACUGAUCAUAAUCGGGUCAUUGGACAUCUGAAAGUUAAUCCAGACUUUCCGAUUGAUAUUGACUACGAAGAGUACGAAGUGUUGUAUUUAGCCAUCUUUGUCACUGACUUGAACCAAGUGGUCAACGAGGGCACUGCUGAUGCUGUACUAACCGUUCGAAUAGAAGAUGUCAACGACAAUGAACCGAUGUUUAUUCUGGACACAUUGAAUACGUUAAGAAGUGUGGUUGAAGAAGCAGCGUCUGGGACAUUGAUCGGUACAAUAUUCGCCCAAGACAUCGACGGACCAGAGUUCAAUGUUUUCAAGUAUUCGAUUAAACCAUCAUCCGAAUCGACACCGGACGAUCUCGUCGAAAUCAACGAAGAUAAUGGUGUCAUUACAGUGCGAGAUGGUGCUAUUAUUGACUGUGAUGGCGAUCCGAAAAUCUAUGACCUUGUCUAUACAGUCACCCUAAACGACAGUUUGUGGAUAACAGAGGGCGAAAUCAGAAUCAACAUAAUCGACAUCAACAACAAAUAUCCGUUUUUCGGGGAAUUUGAAGUUGAAGUUAGUAUCUACGAGAACGCAACUACUGGCGAUGAAAUCCAGAUAAUCUUGACAUCGGACAUGGAUCGAGAUCCGCCACAUAACAUAACCCACUUCAUGAUCAACUUCCUGCAAUUCCCGAAUUUGGGCCGCUAUUUCGGAAUCGACGAACUUAGUGGUCAGCUAUCGGUUAAAUUGCAAGGAGAUGCCGUUUUGGACAGAGACAACGGCGAAGACACUCACGACAUUCACAUCAACAUUGAAGAUAAUUAUCAGGGCAAUGGCAGAACCAAUCAAGACAGCACAAUGCUUCGGUUAAUUCUUCUCGAUGUAAAUGACAAUGCGCCCAUUAUGCCAGAGCUCCAACCGACGAUUUCAGAAAAUGCCCAAAUUGGUGAUAGAAUCGUGACUGGCUUCUACGCCCCGGACAUUGACGAUCCGGCGACACCGAAUGCACAAGUGGAAUACAGAAUUGUAUCGGUUGCCGCAGGAGGCGACAAUGCCGAACAAAUACCGGAUGCUAGCGACAUUUUCGAAAUACGAAAUUAUGAUCUCAAAUACUGUGACAUUGUGGUCAAACAACUGCUGAAAGGCUUCUACGGAAUGUGGCUGGUAACCAUCGAGGCGUAUGAUCACGGGCACGAGUUUACAACACAGUUGCAAUUGAAGUCCGAGAAAACGUAUCAGUUUGUCAUCAAUCCGUUUAACUAUAUGGCACCCGAAUUGGUCUAUCCCUUGUCGGGCAAAGCCCAUCGACUGAGCUACGAUAAUCAACAACUGAACAGACCGUUACUUCUUGCCGACAAUACGCCCGUUCCAAUGUUCGAAGCUAGAGAUGAUGACGGUGGCGAUUUCGGCAAAAUUACAUUCGAAAUUGCCAGUUAUGGUGGAGGUGACGAUGCAUCGUACUUCCGGAUUGUAGAGGAGACUCGUAACAAAUCACAAAUUUAUUUACAAAAGCCAAUUGAAGCGCGAUUUUAUCAGCUGAACGUAAGGGCGUCUGACGGUGGACCAAGAACAUCAGAAUGGGCGAUGGGAGUUUUGUUCAUUUUCCUUGAUUUGACUGGAGAACCAUUUUUUGAUAUGCCGACCUUUGAAACCAAUUUUACAGAGAACGUGACCGGAUUAGCAGAGACACAGAUUAUACCCGAAGCGGUUGAUCCGAAAAACAUUGGCCUUGAGAAUGAAGAUGAUAAAUUUAUGAUUUACUAUUUCAUUGACACCGAGUACCGACCGGACGAUGCUCGACUAUUUGAAUUGGAUCGAGUGACGCGAGUAUUACGAUUGACAACGGAAUUGGAUCGUGAAGAGAUUGAUAAUCAUCAAAUUCGUAUAAUCGCUACCAAUAACCUGAAUGGGCCAGAGAAUGCGAAGGAGAGUUCAUUGCUGCAAGUAUUUAUAUCGGUAAAUGAUGUAAAUGAUAAUCCUCCAAGCUUUGAGCAGAAAUUGUAUGGUGCUGGCAUAACACCGACGGAUUGGUUAACUAAAGAAAUCUUAACUGUGACGGCUAACGAUCCGGAUUUGAAUGAUGUAAUACGGUACAGGAUAGACGAUGAUGGCAUCACGGCUAAAGGAGACUAUUUGGGUAACGUAGAGAGUACGGCAUUCACUUUGGAACGUGAUACCGGUGUACUUAGGCUAAACUUCGAGGUGUUGGCAGUAAUGAAAGGAUAUUUCGAAUUCAAAAUUGUGGCCUACGAUUUGGAGAAUCACGAAGACGUAUGCGACGUAAAAAUAUUCAUAAUAGCCGAUUCAGCUAGAGUUACGUUCGUGCUGCUGAAUGAAAAAGCAAGUGUGGAACAUCACAGAGCAUAUGUCGCCCAAACGUUAUCUCGCUUCUAUGAAUAUGAAUGCUACAUUGACGACAUCCAGCCGCAUAUACUUAACGAACAGCCACAGGAUGGAAUUACAAAUGUGCGAGUUCACUUUAUCAACAACAGUGAAGCCAUUGAAGCUAAUGUGAUUUUGUCUCGAUCCGGUGACAUUGCGUUCAUAACGAAUCUUAAAACCGCACUACUUCAAGAAUCCAUCAAUCUAUUGGAUGUUCCCAAUAGCGAUUAUCCCGAUACCGUUGCUAACAUGGAGCGCAUCGUUCGCAUCAUUCUCAUUGUCGUCGCCGUAAUUCUAGCAGCACUGUGCUGUUCGCUGAUCGUUGCUUAUUGCAUCAAGACUAGAAGUUUAAACAGGCAGCUGAAAGCUUUGUCUGCGACUGAUUUCGGGUCGACCGAAUCGAAUCUGAAUCGUCGCGAGGCGCCCACAACGAACGUAUUUUCGGUGGAGGGUUCGAACCCUGUGCUGAAUAACAACGAUUUGGACAAGGGAAUCUUCGACAAUAUGAGCGUGAUUUCGGAAUCGUCUGAUGAUUCGGACUUUGUUGGACUGGACAAUGAUCCGACAUUUGCGCCGAAUAAACGAGAAAGUACAAAUGUUGCGGUGGUAAAUGGAAUCAACGGGAAAUUGGGUAACAUUAACCUGCAGGAUGAUUUCGAUAAUUACAUGAACGAAAGUAAAAAAAGUUCCAAAAAUUCAGAUUUUGGAUUUUCUAAAUUUUAAUUUUUUUAUUUUAACGAAAAAGUAAAACUUGUAUUUAUAUCACACACAAAAAAA